ACUCGACUCUGCAAUACCAACUCUCACUUCAAACGAAGAAGAAGAAGAAGACAACCAAGAUCAUUUGAAAAUGUCAGGAAGAGGCAAAGGAGGAAAGGGUUUGGGAAAGGGAGGAGCAAAGAGGCAUCGCAAGGUUCUCCGGGACAACAUCCAAGGGAUCACCAAGCCGGCGAUCCGCCGUUUGGCCAGGCGUGGCGGUGUUAAGCGUAUCAGCGGUCUCAUCUACGAGGAGACACGUGGCGUACUCAAGAUCUUUCUAGAGAACGUCAUCCGUGACGCCGUUACCUACACCGAGCACGCUCGCCGGAAGACCGUCACCGCCAUGGACGUCGUCUAUGCUUUGAAAAGACAAGGCCGAACUCUUUACGGUUUUGGAGAAUUGGAAAACAUUGAAGCUGUCAACGUGUUUGCAAGUCAACAAGUUUGGGUUGACCAGGACGACCGGUUUUUUAAAAAAUUACUUGGGCUCCGGUUGUUGGAUGUCGUGGAUCGAGGAGGAGGAAAGGCUAUUGGACAAGGCACACUAGUGACAACAAGGAGGAGAGAUGGCUUCAACGACAAGUGUGAAAGGAGAGGCGAGCUCUGGUUGGGGCUUCCGGUCGUCUUCGUCAAGGGAGGGCCGAUCUCGGGUAGAACAGUUGAAUGGGGCCGCCAUCGUCGAUUGAGCGGAGGGGGGCUUUGGUCUGGCUUAGGGCUUAAUCUGGAACAACAACUAAAACUCAUUCACCACUCCACAGAGAAAAGUUGCAGAGAAAGGAAGGAACCAAAAAUGUCAGGAAGAGGCAAAGGUGGAAAGGGUUUGGGAAAGGGAGGAGCCAAGAGGCAUCGCAAGGUCCUCAGAGACAACAUCCAGGGCAUCACCAAGCCCGCCAUCCGCCGUUUGGCCAGACGUGGCGGAGUCAAGCGUAUCAGCGGUCUCAUCUACGAGGAGACUCGCGGUGUACUCAAGAUCUUUCUAGAGAACGUCAUCCGUGACGCCGUUACUUACACCGAGCACGCUCGCCGGAAGACCGUCACCGCCAUGGACGUCGUCUAUGCUUUAAAGAGACAAGGCCGUACUCUAUACGGAUUCGGAGGUUGAUGAGUCCGUAGUCUCUGCAAUCUUUCUAGGGUUAAUGUGUUAUUAGGAUUAUAAUUAUUGUAUUGUGGGUUUUCAAUGUGAAUGAAGCUUUUGGAAAUGUUCUGAUUAGAAUCAAGAGUUGUUGUACAUUGAUUUUAUGGGUUAUGAGUUGAAAUUGAAAUACUCCGAUUCGGAUUUACAGAGUUGGAAACUGAUCAAUCAAUGUAUUUCAUCUUGUAUUACUAUAGUUUAGUUUGUUAAUCUUCAAUUUUCUAUCCCAUGGUUUUUUGGUCAAUUAAAAAAAUCAAAAUUUAGAAUUUAAGUUAAAGGACUUUAGAUCAAA
This is a messenger RNA of Cannabis sativa, 1403 nucleotides long. RefSeq lists its product as uncharacterized. The transcript is spliced from 4 exons. Gene Ontology annotation, molecular function: structural constituent of chromatin; DNA binding; protein heterodimerization activity. Gene Ontology annotation, cellular component: nucleosome. The record is from RefSeq and is a predicted model, not a curated record. Lineage: Eukaryota; Viridiplantae; Streptophyta; Magnoliopsida; Rosales; Cannabaceae. Bases 71 to 1081 code for a protein of 336 amino acids. Gene Ontology annotation, biological process: nucleosome assembly.